Messenger RNA from Apodemus sylvaticus (European woodmouse), 5568 nucleotides. It is a transcript of the gene Spire1, whose product is annotated as spire type actin nucleation factor 1. NCBI's taxonomy places the organism in Eukaryota, Metazoa, Chordata, Mammalia, Rodentia, Muridae. Gene Ontology annotation, molecular function: actin binding. The record is from RefSeq and is a predicted model, not a curated record. The transcript is spliced from 17 exons. Gene Ontology annotation, cellular component: cytoplasmic vesicle membrane; cell cortex. The coding region runs from base 217 to 2571 and encodes 784 amino acids. Gene Ontology annotation, biological process: Golgi vesicle transport; actin filament network formation; establishment of meiotic spindle localization.
CGGGGCGGGGCGAACAGACGCCAUCGCCGCGCUACCGGCCGGCUGCGUGCUGGUCAGCGCCGAGCGCCGCGGCGUCCCCGCCUAGUCCCCGCGGCGGCGCGCGGCCGGCCUGGGCGGCGGCAGCCCAGGAUGCGGAGGCGGUGGCUCUCCGAGACGAUGCUCCGGCGCUGAGGAGACGCGGCACCCGAGCGCCGGCGGCGCAGCGACGUGGGCCGCAUGGCGCAGCCCUCCAGCCCCGGCGGCGAGGGGCCGCAGCUCGGCGCGGCAGGGGGCCCGCGCGACGCGCUGAGCCUGGAGGAGAUCCUGCGGCUCUACAACCAGCCCAUCAACGAGGAGCAGGCGUGGGCCGUGUGCUUCCAGUGCUGCGGCUCCCUGCGCGCUGCCGCCCGCCGCCAGCCCCACCGCCGCGUGCGCUCGGCCGCGCAGAUCCGCGUCUGGAGGGACGGCGCCGUCACCCUGGCGCCCGCGGCCGGCGAGGAGGGCGAGCUGCCCCCCGCCUCCGGUAAAUUGGGAUAUUCACAUUGUACAGAAACAGAGGUUAUUGAGUCCCUGGGAAUUAUUAUUUAUAAAGCAUUGGACUAUGGCUUGAAGGAAAACGAAGAAAGGGAGCUGAGCCCUCCUCUAGAGCAGCUCAUCGACCAAAUGGCCAAUACUGUGGAGGCUGACGGUAGCAAUGAUGAAGGGUACGAGGCUGCAGAUGAAGGCCCAGAAGAUGAAGACGGAGAGAAGAGAAGCAUCUCAGCCAUUCGGUCCUAUCAAGACGUCAUGAAGAUAUGUGCUGCUCAUCUCCCAACUGAGUCGGAGGCACCAAAUCAUUAUCAGGCAGUAUGUCGAGCUUUGUUUGCAGAGACCAUGGAACUGCACACAUUUCUGACCAAAAUUAAGAGUGCAAAGGAGAACCUUAAGAAGAUCCAAGAAAUGGAAAAGAGUGAUGAAUCCAGCACAGAUCUGGAGGACCUGAAAAAUGCGGACUGGGCACGGUUCUGGGUACAGGUGAUGAGGGAUUUGCGAAAUGGGGUAAAACUUAAGAAAGUCCAACAGCGGCAGUACAACCCACUGCCCAUUGAAUACCAGCUCACCCCAUAUGAGAUGCUCAUGGACGACAUUCGGUGCAAAAGAUACACCUUGAGAAAAGUAAUGGUAAAUGGUGACAUUCCCCCUCGGUUAAGAAAGAGUGCUCAUGAGAUCAUCCUUGACUUCAUCAGAUCCAGACCCCCUUUAAAUCCAGCUUCGGCCAGGAAACUGAAACCAACCCCACCACGGCCACGGAGCCUCCAUGAAAGAAUAUUAGAAGAAAUUAAAGCAGAAAGAAAGCUUCGGCCUGUCUCGCCAGAAGAAAUUAGACGGAGCAGACUAGAUGUCACUACGCCAGAAUCUCCAAAGAAAGUGGGAGAAUCAUCUGUGGUGAAUGGAGGCUUAACAUCUCAAACAACAGAAAAUGAGCUGAGUGCCGCCCAGCAGGGGCCUGCGCAGCGGAAGAGGCUCCUCAAAGCCCCAACCCUGGCUGAGCUGGACAGCUCUGACUCUGAGGAGGAAACUCUGCACAAGUCAACCAGCAGCAGCAGUGCAUCUCCCUCCCUCUAUGAGGAUCCAGUACUGGAGGCCAUGUGCUCCAGGAAGAAGCCUCCAAAAUUCUUGCCCAUCUCGUCAACACCCCAGCCAGAGAGAAGGCAACCACCGCAGAGGCGCCACUCCAUUGAGAAGGAAACACCUACGAACGUGAGGCAGUUUCUGCCACCAUCUAGGCAGAGUUCACGGUCUCUUGUUCCUAGGAUAACCAGUGUAUGGCCAAGGACGCCUUUCCGACCACUUUUCUCUACCAUACAAACAGCUUCUCUGCUGAGCUCUCAUCCUUUUGAAGCAGCCAUGUUUGGGGUUGCAGGGGCUAUGUAUUAUCUGUUUGAGAGAGCUUUUACCAGCAGGUGGAAACCCUCAAAGGAGGAAUUCUGCUACCCAGUGGAAUGCCUCGCGCUCACUGUGGAGGAAGUGAUGCACAUUCGUCAGGUCCUGGUGAAAGCAGAGCUGGAAAAGUACCAGCAGUAUAAGGAUGUCUACACUGCCCUGAAGAAAGGAAAGCUCUGCUUCUGCUGCCGAACCCGGAGGUUUUCCUUCUUCACCUGGUCUUACACCUGUCAGUUCUGUAAGAGGCCCGUGUGCUCACAGUGUUGCAAAAAGAUGCGGCUGCCUUCCAAGCCAUAUUCCACUCUCCCUAUCUUCUCCUUGGGACCUUCUGCCUUGCAAAGGGGGGAAAGUUGUUCGAGAUCAGAAAAACCCUCCACUGGUCACCAUCGGCCGCUUCGAAGUAUCGCCAGGUUCUCCUCAAAAUCAAAGUCUGUGGACAAAUCUGAUGAAGAGCUCCAGUUUCCCAAAGAGUUCAUGGAGGACUGGAGCACAAUGGAGGUGUGUGUAGACUGCAAAAAGUUCAUUUCCGAGAUCAUUAGCUCAAGCCGGCGCAGCCUGGUGUUGGCCAACAAGAGAGCCAGGUUGAAAAGGAAAACACAAUCUUUCUACAUGUCCUCGGCGGGCCCCUCGGAGUACUGCCCCUCAGAACGGACUAUCAACGAGAUCUGAGCCCUGUGCCUUCCCCUCUGUGCAGAGGCGGGCAGUGCAGCAGUGCUACAGGACUCUUCCCGGGUCUCCUUCACAGGCUCCGUCUGCAGCAGGUCAGGCUUGGGCUGCACCUGAGACACAGACUUAGGCUGUGUUCAAAGCAGCCGAUGGUGUGAGGCAGGUCAGCCACUUGUUCAUUUGCACUCAGAAAGCCUAAAACUUGAUUUUGUGUAUGUGAAUAGGGAAGCCAGAAACUUCCUUGGUUCGGUUCCUCAAUGUUCUUCAGAUAAUCUCCUGACUAAGGCAAAAGCUUCUUGCGUGUGAAGUCAGUCUGACGGAGUGUUGAUGUUAGCACAGUUGUAAGCAGUAAGUCAUAUUGGCAUUCCACGUGACAGUGUUCCUAGCUCAUGUACAUAAUGUCCAAAGCCCUGCCACACACCGGCUCCCUGGGGUGGGCCAGGUUGGCUAUCAUCUCACAGCACAAAUCUCGAAGGCCUUGCUGAUAAUUCUCUUUGGGGCUCUGGCUGCAUCCAGUGCAGAACAAUCAAGUAAGCUGUACUCUGAUCAGUCGGCGGCCACUUCUCUGCGCUCAGGGCAGCCUCAGUGUCUCCUGAGCUGCUCACAGCCUUCAUUCCCUAGUGUGAAUGUAUUAUGGUUUUGAAUAGUUUUUUAUAGUACUUAUCUAAGAAUUAAGAUUUUGUGGAAGUCUGAGGGAAAAAAAAGACUAAAAUUCUGUCAAGCAGCUGAGCAGGUUUUGGUUGACAACAGGCUGUGGCAGCAGGGCGCCAGCAGAGGAGCUACGGCUCACACACGGCUUCACCUACAUUUUCCAUAACUUUAUAGUGUGGCCAUCAGGACUAAAUUAACCACAGUUUGGUAUCUAGGUCUCAAACUGAAGUUUAUUUUUAUAAAUGAAUUUUAAAAGAAAAACCUUGGCUGUUUUAAAAUCUCAAGAAAAUUAACCUGCUGCCAUGCAUAAUUUUCUGAUGCUUUUGCACUUGUAAAUGUCACUGCAUUUCUGAUGAAGGGCGACAGGUAGUACUGUGUGUCUGAAUUCCUCAGCUCCUGUGAUGCAGUGGGCUGCCCCUCAUUUCCAUAUGCUUAGAAAUAACUGGUCAGUCAAAUUACCACCAACGUUUGGGAAAUGAGUUAAAGCACGUGCACAGUGUGACUCAUGAGAGCUGUUAAAUCCACCCUCAUCAUCACCACUGGUGACAGCCCCAUUUAAUAAAAGGCAUGACAGUUGCAUUUCAUACCAACAUCAAGUACAGUAACAUUUCCUAUUAAAUUGACAGUGACACCUCAGAAAUGCUCCAGUAGUCAUUUCUAAUGCAUUGAAAUUUAUAGUUUAGUAAAUGCCUUUAAAUUACUAAUACUGACGAAAUAAACUUUACCAGUUGACUAAUGCAUGUUAGUAGUUCAUCUGUACUGCAUGUAGAAGUGGGCCACCAGAAAACCCUUACAUUCCAGCUGUUCUUAAGACUAAGAGCUGUAAAAACUGCGGUGUGUGAAUCCCCUGUAUACAGUGUUCCCUGAGACCAUCCGAACUGUACACCACAGUUAGAUAGGAUCACCACUGUUUUGGCCCCAGGGAUACAUUCUAGAACGAUCUGGAAAUAAGCAAGGAAGAACGAAUAUACCUGUGUGGGUUCAUAAGCUUGCAUAUAGGGUAACAUGCUUCUGUUAAAAUGGACACUAAUGUUUGACUUCCCUCAUAAGACACUGAGCCCACCACCCCACAACUCACAAACCUCACUCAAAAAUCAGUGAUUUAGUAAACGUUACAGAUUUGACCUCAUUCCUUCAGGCUCACAGUACUGUGCAUUGUGAUUUGGGCAUUAUGACCCCUUUUACCACAACACCAGGAUAUAAAUUUUUCAGCACAUUAAUGGGAUUUGCCAAGUUCAAGUGUAUGCCAUGCCCAGUAAACAACCUGCAGGAAGUAGUGAGGAAAGGGCAUGUGAUAAGGUAGAAACUAUAGAAAUAAAAUUUUUGGGAGACACCAAAAUAGAUAUGUGCAUUUAACUGUAUCUUGUCUACAAGACUGGGCUCUUCACCCCCACCCCCACCCCACCCCAGCACUCGUACUAAGCUAGGAUUCCAUAGGCUAGGGCUUGGGGCCAGGGAGCUAAUGCUGCUGAUGUGACUUCCUUUUAAAGUCCUAGCUGACACAAUUAGAGCUUCCUGUUCCUCCAGCAACCUUGCGGCAGGACCUUUUGUCCUGCUUUCCUGCUGAGUUGUUGCUCUCUUAGUUCAACAAUUGUUUAUGGCUGACCCCAGAGUCUGAUGGUCUCCUGGAUACAUCUGUAUGUCCCUCCUCACCCCUCCAGGCGAGAGCACCAGCCAUUGGUUUCAGAGUAUGUAAAAAUGUUUGUAAAUAUUAGAACAUACUCAUUAAUAUUUGAAAGGCAUUCUGUCAUUGACAAUGGAAAGUAAUUCUCCGAAGAUAAGUAAAAAUUAAAUAAUUGGUUUGCACAUUGACUUAAUGACCUUAAUUACUUGAUUUCAAGUCUUAGUCCUUUAAAAUUAAACCCAAAAGUUAUUAUACAGUAAUUCUAAAAAUGAUCUGUUUUGAAGAGAUAUGUGGUUAGUACCGUGAACUCACACCAUGAAUUCUGUAAGGUUUUUAUUUUUCUAACUGUACUAAUAGAGGAUUGAACUUCAGGUGAAUGUAGGAGACAUGGAAGUUUUAAAUUAUGUUGCUAUUUGUUCCAAUAAAACAGAAAACUUUGCACAUUGAAGGACCAUGAAGAAAUGUGUCCCACUAACUAGGCUCUGACCUGGCUCCCCUGAUGUGUAAGCAGAGGAUGGCUGACAUGCCAGGGAAAAUGACAGUGCUGAGUGUUUCAGCCAGGUGUGAUGCCACACACCGUUAGUUCCAGCAUGCCAGAAGCAGAGGUAGAAAACCUGUGAUUUCAGGGCCAGCCUGGUUUACACAGUGAGACCUUGUCUUUUUUUUUUUUUAAGGUAUUUAUUUUAGAAUUGAUGAAGGGGGGAAAUAAACUGGUUUUCAUCAUA